Messenger RNA from Kwoniella mangroviensis CBS 8507, 1053 nucleotides. RefSeq lists its product as uncharacterized. The record is from RefSeq and is a predicted model, not a curated record. The transcript has 2 exons. Gene Ontology annotation, biological process: regulation of DNA-templated transcription. Lineage: Eukaryota; Fungi; Basidiomycota; Tremellomycetes; Tremellales; Cryptococcaceae. The coding region runs from base 1 to 1053 and encodes 350 amino acids. Gene Ontology annotation, molecular function: DNA binding.
AUGGCGAUCACUGAAUUCCCGUCUGAGAUAGAACCGACAAAGAAGCGUUCCCUCAUCGCUCCCUCCAUUUCUUCAGUCCCCUCCCGAUCCUCUAAACGUCAACGAGCACCAUCCCUGUCCUCGACUCCAGCCCCCAUCACACGCGUCCGCUCACCAUCCUCAUCGGAAGGCCCCUCAACGUCUCCCAAGAAAGGAGCGGACCAGAAAGAACCUGAUCACUCAGUCGUUCGCCUCUGGUUCCUCAACCACCUUUCCAAGCCUUAUCCCACUUUAUCUCAGAAAGAAACUCUGGCUACUAAAGCAGGAAUCACUCGGAACAAGGUUGAUUCUGACCUGACUAAUUUUAGAAGAAGAGCAGGAUGGACUGAUUUGAUGAAUCGAUUCUGCGGAGGAGAUAGGGAUAAGAUGAAGAGGUUGAUUGAACGAGUUGAGAGUGGACGAGAGCAAAGAGAGGAAGUGCUGAAGAGUGUUCAGAGGAUGAAAGAUUAUCUUGGGAGGAAGGAGGAAGAGAGAGUUGGUGAUUGGGUUAAAGAGGUUACCGCUCUCACAUCAUCCCUUACUUCUACUACUGGUAGUACCACGUCCACCUCCAGGUUAACAUUAUCCUCUUCCGACUCAUCAUCCACCAUCUCCCACAACCGAUCAAUUACUUCCCUCUCGGAAGUAUCCAACCUCGUCAAACCCACCGCUCGAUCCCUUUCAGGCUCAUCAUCCACCACAUCAUCCUCUCUAUCCGAUACCUCCAUGACCCUUCAACCCACUCGAAAGAGGCUCAACCCAAAUGCAGAGGUAUUCGUACCCAACAAACGAUACGCUCCAUCCGCUACCUCUUCUAGACAAUCCUCCGCUGGAUCGGCAAGUGAAGUCGAUGCGAGAUUGGUAAAUCCCUACGACCCCUCUAUCUGGUCCACCACCACUAGUAUCCCUCUCUUACCCCAUAUGUCGGCUGGUACGCAUAACACUUGGGCUAUGCCGAGGGAUGCGGGGUUCCAGCCUAGGAUAAGUAGUUGGAGUAGUAAUGGGAGUGUGAGCAGGGUGAGCAGGGCUUUGUGA